UAUGCUUAAAACUUUCUUUAGUGAAAGUUCAUACUUACACCUUUUUGUGUUUUAAACCUCGUUUCACUUGCUUAUUUUAAGCUUGUGGAGGCUUUCUUAAACUGCAUUUUUUUCGUAGUAUCAAAGACAACGUAACUAUCCAAGAUGAUUGAUGCAGUGGCAGGACCCAGAGCACAGCCCUUUGCAGUUCAGCUGAAGGCCCUGACAGAUCUGGAGGGCCGAUACCAACCAAAGCUGAGCGGCUUGAGGCUUAUAGAGAGCGCUCAGGACAACGGCCUCAGGAUGACAACCAGACUGAGAGAGCUGGAGGUGAAGGACCUGCUCUCUCUGACCAGGUUCUUUGGGUUCAGCUCAGAGACCUUCUCGCUGGCCAUCAGCUUGCUGGAUCGAUUCCUCUCUGUAAUGAAGAUCCAGCCGAAGCACCUGUCCUGUGUGGGCCUUUGCUGCUUCUACAUUGCUGUGAAAUCCUCGGAAGAGGAGAAGAACGUGCCUCUGACCAGUGACCUAAUCCGCAUCAGUCAGAAUCGUUUCACUGUGUCUGACAUGAUGAGGAUGGAGAAGAUCAUAAUGGAGAAGCUCUACUGGAAGGUGAAGGCCCCCACAGCCCUCCGCUUUCUCCGCCUCUUUCACAGCCACAUCCAGGAGCAGCUCGACGCUGAGAGCAAGAAGAUACUGAGCCUUGAGAGACUGGAGGCGCAGCUGAAAGCCUGUCACUGCUCAUUUGUCUUCUCCAAAAUAAAGCCCUCUCUGCUCGGCAUGGCUCUCCUGUGCUUUGAGGCUCACGAAGAGCAUGACCCUGAGCAUGUUGACGGCAUAUCCGAGGCCCUGAAAAGUCUGCAGCAGCAGCUGAAUAUCAAAGAUGGGGACCUGGUCUGUGUGCGGGAGUUAGUUGGAAAAUGCUUGGCUGAAUACGCCACUACCAAGUGCUCCAAGCCUAACUGUCAGAGACUUCGCUGGACUAUUUCAGGAAGAACUGCACGUCAGCUGAAGCACAGUUACUACAAGAUCACUCAUCUUCCCACCAUACCUGAGUCAGCUUGUUAAAACCGGGGCGUACAAAUGGGUGACCUUAACUGCCGAGAAAGAUAACUGUCCCCAACGUUACAUCCUUGUUCUCUGACUGAGAUGUAACUUUUGGGUGAUUUGCUCACAGUAUGGUCACCCACUUCCAGCUCUGCUCCUUACAGAUCUUCAUCUGUGAUGAUGGAUUUCUUUAAGGAAAAACUAAAAAGUCACCAUUUUUCAGUUUGUCAUCAUACAUUAAUCAGACACUGUAUUUACUGACCCAGUGACAAAAAGUUUCACCUACUGCCAUCCUGCCAAGUUUUACUUUCCUGGUUGAGUUACUUGCACAGGUGUAUAGUAUGUUCUUGUUUAAAUCCGUACCAAGGUGUUUGGUAUUUCCUGGAACGGGUUGCUGGUUUUAAGCUAAGAAGUAUAGAACCACCUAGGUCCUCAGUCCACCAUGUGGAAGAGGAGGGAGAAGGAUUUUGUGAACAGCAAAAAAGGAACCAAGAAAUCGGGCCCAAAAUCCUUAACUCCCACCCUAGGUUGCUAAACUGUCCUGAAUGCACACUCCUACCCAAGGUGAUGAUUUUUUUUUCUUUGAUGUGGUGAGGGAGCUCUGGUUUGCACCAGAAAGUGACGCUAGUUAUGAUCCUGUCAUGUAUGGCUAACCACUGUUUGAGCUGAAAUAUCAUCAGCGGUUCUUCAUUUGCGGACACAGAGUGAAGCACCACAAGUACUAACUGAUUUCAAUUGUCAGUUGUGCAGAGAACACUAAAUAACUGGUCAUUGCAGUGGAAAUGUGGAUUGGAUAUUGCAUUUUCUUUGCCAGUUUCCCUGUCUAGUAGUUUUCUAUUAGUGACAACAAAUAAAUGUGUUCUCAAAUUCAAAAUGGCUGAUUGAAUACACCAUCUGAUUAACCUAUGUUUGUGUACCUUUCAAUAAAACUUUAUUGAAAAGCUA
Messenger RNA from Amphiprion ocellaris (clown anemonefish), 1968 nucleotides. RefSeq names its product cyclin G1 (gene ccng1). NCBI's taxonomy places the organism in Eukaryota, Metazoa, Chordata, Actinopteri, Pomacentridae. The coding region runs from base 145 to 1044 and encodes 299 amino acids. The record is from RefSeq and is a predicted model, not a curated record. The transcript has 6 exons. Gene Ontology annotation, molecular function: cyclin-dependent protein serine/threonine kinase regulator activity. Gene Ontology annotation, cellular component: cyclin-dependent protein kinase holoenzyme complex; cytoplasm; nucleus. Gene Ontology annotation, biological process: regulation of cyclin-dependent protein serine/threonine kinase activity; mitotic cell cycle phase transition.